CUAUUAUAGCGCAGGUUGGAGAGGCGUGGGCUACUACCGAUCCCCUAUGAGUGAGGCUUUGAUGUUCGCACAGACGGGCUCUUUACCAGUGCGUCCCGCUGCUAUAGGCUUGGCAUGAAUGACAUUCGCUAUUGGUGGCUGUGCGUACAUAUAGAGGAGCGCUAGCGCGGGAUAAGGGUUGGCGCCUGAGGUUCAUAUGUUCAACUUUUUAAGGAAUUAUUUAUCAGUCAACCCGCCUGUAAAUUUCGCUCGGACAUGAUGGAUUUAUGACAAACUGCAUGCCUUUUCUGGUGGAGUUGGAUUGACGAUUGACUAAUUUGAGCGUCCAUGCGUGUUAUAUUUUUAGAGAUGUGUUUUAUCCCUUAUUCUAGAGCUGAAGUUGUAGGACAAGUUUCGGACACCAAAAUGUGUAUAUUUUUUAUUUUCAUAUUAUCAACUUUAGAAAUAUGUCAGUCGCUGGCCCCUCGGAACGUUUAUACAAAUCACUGGGCAGUGCGUAUUGCAGGGGGACAAGAAGAAGCGGAUAAACUUGCUGCUAAAUAUGGUUAUAAUAAUUAUGGACAGAUCGGGAGUCUGGAGGACCAUUACCAUUUCCACCACAGCAGAGUGGUGCGCAGAGCAGCUUUCUCCACUAGGGGCGCUCACUCCUUCAUCCAGAUGGACCCAAAGGUUGACUGGGUCCAACAGCAGCUAGUGAAGCAGAGAGUAAAGAGAUACAUCAAAAGCGACACCAGAAGCCCUGACCCCAACUUCGUCCACUUCAACGACCCCAAAUGGUCCAACAUGUGGUAUAUUCACUGUACGGACAAGAACAAUCGCUGUCGGUCAGAGAUGAACAUUCUGGCAGCGUGGCAGAGAGGCUACACAGGCAAGAACGUGGUGGUCACCAUCCUGGACGACGGCAUCGAGAGGAACCACCCUGACCUGGCACAGAACUAUGACCAGCUGGCAAGUUAUGAUGUCAACGGGAACGACCAUGAUCCAACUCCUCGUUAUGAUUCUAGCAACGAGAACAAACAUGGGACACGGUGUGCCGGUGAGGUUGCAGCUGUCGCCAAUAACUCCCACUGCAUUGUGGGAAUUGCAUACAAUGCACGCAUUGGAGGUAUUCGUAUGCUGGAUGGUGAUGUGACAGAUGUAGUAGAGGCGAAGUCCCUCGGUGUCAGACCUGACUACAUAGACAUCUACAGCGCCAGCUGGGGACCUGACGACGAUGGAAAGACUGUGGACGGACCAGGGCCUCUGGCCAAACAGGCCUUCGAGAUGGGCAUCAAAAAGGGCCGGAAGGGUCUGGGAUCCAUCUUUGUUUGGGCGUCGGGGAACGGCGGUCGCCAGGGCGACCACUGUUCAUGUGAUGGCUACACCAACAGCAUCUACACCAUCUCGAUCUCCAGCACCACAGAGAACGGCAACAAGCCCUGGUACCUGGAGGUCUGCUCCUCCACACUGGCCACCACCUACAGCAGCGGGGAGUUCUAUGACAGGAAGAUAGUGACCACAGACCUGCGGCAGCGAUGUACUGAUGGCCACACUGGUACCUCUGUGUCGGCUCCCAUGGUGGCUGGGGUCAUCGCUCUCACUCUGGAGGCCAACCCAUUGGUCAGCUGGAGAGAUAUCCAGCACCUGCUGGUCAAGACAUCCAGGCCUGUCCACCUGAAGGCCAACGACUGGAAGACCAAUGCAGCCGGACACAGAGUGAGUCACCUGUAUGGCUUUGGGCUGGUGGAUGCGGAGGGUAUGGUGGUGGAGGCUAAGAAGUGGAGGAGUGUUCCUACCCAGCACACCUGUACUAGGAUGUCUGAACGACGUACCAGGUACAUCCGUGCAGACCAGAGCCUGAACAGCACCAUCACAAGCACAGGGUGUACAGAGCAGGCGGAGCAGCAUGUGAGCUACGUAGAACAUGUGGUGGUCAAGGUUCUGGUCGUCCAUCCACGACGAGGAGAUCUGGAGGUCAGCCUCAUAUCACCCUCAGGAACACGCUCACAGCUACUGGCAAAGAGGUUGUUUGAUAACUCUAAUGAAGGUUUUAGGAACUGGGAGUUCAUGACUGUUCACUGCUGGGGGGAGAGGGCAGAGGGCCAGUGGAUCCUGGAGAUCAUAGACUCUCCCUCAUCUCUACGCAACCCAGAGGUGCUGGGUAAACUGAAAGAGUGGACGCUGGUCCUUUAUGGCACCUCGGGGCACCCGUACCAGUCUCACGGGACCCAGCACUCUCGCUCCAGGAUGCUUGAGAUCCCAACCCCCAGCCGGGACCCCAAUGUGCCCGAACCACCCCCGGAGGUCCUCAAGCACCAGGAGGAGGAAGAGGAGGAGUACAGCGGGCCGUGCCACAGUGAGUGUGGGGACCAGGGCUGUGACGGGCCAGAUUCUGACCACUGUCUGAACUGUAUCCACUACAGCCUGGGCAGCCUCAAGACAGGCAGGACGUGUGUGAGCCACUGUCCGCUGGGCUUCUACGAUAACUUGGAGGCCAGGAGGUGUCGACGCUGUCACAAGGGCUGUGAGAGGUGUGUGGGACGCACCCCCACCGAGUGUCGCUCCUGUCGCAGGGGGCUCUACUUCAACCCCCUCAACACUACCUGCUCUGAGACCUGCCCUGCUGGGUACUUCGCUGACGACAUUCAGAGGAAAUGUCUGAGGUGUCAUGAGAACUGUAUGAAGUGUCUACGGGACUCAGACAGGUGUACUGCCUGUAACAACGGCUACAGUCUGGCAGGGAUGACCUGUGUACCAGAGUGUGCCAACGGAACCUUCUUUCAUCUGGAGGAGAUGAAGUGUAGUCCCUGUCACACCUCCUGCUCUACCUGCACAGGUCAGUGUCCCUGUCACACCUCCUGCUCUACCUGCACAGGUCAGUGUCCCUGUCACACCUCCUGCUCUACCUGCACAGGUCCGUGUCCCUGUCACACCUCUUGCUCUACCUGCACAGGUCCGUGUCCCUGUCACACCUCCUGCUCUACCUGCACAGGUCCAGGUAAGGAGGAGUGUAUCCAGUGUGCCAGAGAUCACCUGCAGCAAGAGUGGAGGUGUGUUCAGACCUGCGCCCCAGGAUACUACUCAACAGAGGAUGCUGGCUACCACCAGGGGAUGUGUCACAAGUGUGAGGAGAAUUGCCUGAGUUGCGACGGCCCCGGGACGACCUGCGUCAAGUGCAAAGACAGUUACAACCUCGUCAGCAGGAUGUGCAUCGUGAACGCCACCUGUAACAAUGCCGACGAGGUGUUUUGUGAGAUGGUAAAGUCCAACCGGCUGUGUGAGAAGAAGCUGUUCCGCCAGUUCUGCUGCAGAACCUGUCUGAUGACCGGUUGAGAAUCCUAGUAGAGAACCUGAAGAGUGGAACCUGGAGAGGAACCCUGCGUGGAACCCACCACUUCCUCAUCCACUGUACAUUUCCAAACUAGCUAAUGUCUGAAUGAAAAGAAAGAGUGAAUAGGCCUUCACUAGGGUUGGGGUCAAUUCCAUUUUCCUCAAUGCAUUCCUGAAUCCACUGAAUUGAAAUGGAAUUGACCCCAACCCGGAACACACACUAUUCCUCCCAUCAAUUUUACCCCGCAAAGGGUAGACUUGAUUUUCAUACGAUACAUACAGUAUUUUAAAGUUGUAUUUUUUAUUUAAAAAACAACAUACAUGUAACAUGUAUAUUUUGUAUUCUAAUGCUGCAUUGUUGUAAAGUAGGGUACUUUUUACAAUGACACGUUAGUGGAUAACUCUCUGAUUGAACCACUGUGUUUUGGAAGUGAAGCUGGUUGAUAAACCAACAGCAUCACUCAAAAUGGGGAUGGUAUUUAUAAGGCACCAAGUGGAAUAAGACAAACUGAAACAUGAAGGGACUACUUGAACGUUUCUGUUUUCUGUUGUGUGCCCUACCAAAUACGACCCUGAUCAACUUUUUCAUACUUAAGAUACAAACUUCCUCACAAAAAAAAUGUUUAUACUGUAUAAGGCUUUUAGUUUUUUUUUAUAAAGAAAUAUGUAAAACAAUGAAUUACUGUAAUUGUAUUUUAGCAGACACUAUUAUUCAGAAUGACUUACAGUAGUGAGUGCAUACAUUUUCAUGUACUGGUCCCCGUGGGAAUCACACCCACAACCCUGGCGUUGCAAGAGCCAUGCUCUACCAACUGAGAUACACGGGACUAUUACUGAAUACUGUACAAUUCCUGUAUACUGUACCAUUUACAAUGCUGUUGUACAUUUUAGAAUGUGUAUUUGAUGUUUCAUCCCAUCGUUUGUUUUUAUGUAUGAAAUAAAAGACGUACAUGUAUGAUA
Molecule: messenger RNA, 4269 nt
Organism: Oncorhynchus tshawytscha (Chinook salmon)
Lineage: Eukaryota; Metazoa; Chordata; Actinopteri; Salmoniformes; Salmonidae
Gene: pcsk6
Product: proprotein convertase subtilisin/kexin type 6
Exons: 21
Coding region: 328-3312 (994 amino acids)
Biological process (GO): peptide hormone processing
Cellular component (GO): cell surface; membrane
Molecular function (GO): serine-type endopeptidase activity
Source: RefSeq, a predicted model, not a curated record